UUCUGCCCGAUCGUGUUGAAAGUCCUCCCCCGGUCCAGUGCCCAGCCUGCCCCGCCGACCCUUUCCUUCUUCUUCACCGCGCGACUACCUCUGCCCGUGUUUUCUGUCCCACCCUGAAAUUCUCUUUCCUUCCUCAUCCUUUCCAGUGUGUUUGGCGAUCCAUCCUACACAUACCCCAAGCCGACCUGUUUCUCUUCUUCUCGUCUUCUCUUCUUCUUCGGCCCAGAGAGCUUCGACGGUAAAAGUCGUCGCAAAAAGAAGAUUUCACAUACACCAAUAAUCAAAAUGGGAGGCGACAACAUGGAGGUCGACGCUGCUGAGCAGAAGCUCAAGACCAUGGAGCACUCGGAGCAGCACUACUUCAAGAGCUACGACCACCACGGCAUCCACGAGGAGAUGUUGAAGGAUGAGGUCCGCACCCGCUCCUACAUGAACGCCAUUGUUCAGAACAAGCACCUCUUCAAGGACAAGGUCGUCCUCGAUGUUGGCUGCGGUACCGCCAUUCUGUCUAUGUUCGCCGCUAAGGCUGGCGCAAAGCACGUUAUCGGUGUCGACAUGUCUACCAUCAUCUUCAAGGCCCGCGAGAUCGUUGCCGUCAACGGAUUGUCCGACAAGAUCACCCUGAUUCAGGGCAAGAUGGAGGAGGUCGAGCUCCCCUUCCCCAAGGUCGACAUCAUCAUCUCUGAGUGGAUGGGCUACUUCCUUCUCUACGAGUCCAUGCUGGACACCGUCCUCUACGCCCGUGACCGCUACCUGAACCCCGACGGUCUCAUCUUCCCCGAUAAGGCCACCAUCUUCGUUGCUGGUAUCGAGGAUGGCGACUACAAGGACGAGAAGAUUGGAUUCUGGGACAACGUCUACGGUUUUGACUACAGCCCUCUCAAGGCCACUGCUCUCGCCGAGCCCCUGGUUGACACGGUCGAGAUGAAGGCGGUGGUUACUGAACCCACAGCUGUCCUGACCCUGGACCUCUACAAGUGCCAGGUUGCCGACCUUGCCUUCACCUCCGACUUCCACCUCUCUGCCCGUCGCGAUGACUUCAUCCACGCCCUCGUUGCCUGGUUCGACAUCGACUUCACCGCCGCUCACAAGCCCAUCCGCUUCUCUACCGGCCCCCACACCAAGUACACCCACUGGAAGCAAACUGUCUUCUACCUCAAGGACAUGAUCACCAUGCACACUGGCGAGGAGGUUAAGGGUACCCUGCAGGUCAAGCCCAACGACAGGAACCGCCGUGACCUUGACAUCAAGAUUGACUACAAGUUCUUGACCGAGGACCCCACUCGUGCCGCUGAGGGCCAGUGCGAGUACAAGAUGUGCUAAGCGUCCACGGCUUGAGCACUGAAUUCUUAUUGCCACCAUCUUUUCGGAUAGCUUGCCCCUGGGAUAAGGGGCUCAUCACCAAGCAUCGCAGCGUUUCGUUCAAAAGCCGGAGUGUCCAAGAUGUGGACGUCCUCAUGGCGAGGAACCACUGAGAACACCAGCUUCUGGCCCUGGGUUACGAACCUGCACUGCUCUUUGCGCCCGCCGGUUAUUUUUUGAGAGGAGAUGGUCCUAGCCUGGCUGCGUAACCUGCGCCGGCAAAGGAGGCACGGCGCGGCCUUCUUUCAUGACACAUCACACCCUCUUGGUUUUUUGCCUAUUCUGGUUCUUAAUGACAAAAAGGGUCACCGCCGAUAAAAGUGCGGAUAUGAGGACAGACAGAGAAGGAGGAGAAGAGAUGACAUAGAGUCCCAGAGGCAUUUGCAGUCACAGCGCCUG
Messenger RNA from Colletotrichum scovillei, 1761 nucleotides. RefSeq names its product protein arginine N-methyltransferase. The transcript has 4 exons. Gene Ontology annotation, biological process: peptidyl-arginine methylation. Gene Ontology annotation, cellular component: nucleus. Lineage: Eukaryota; Fungi; Ascomycota; Sordariomycetes; Glomerellales; Glomerellaceae. The coding region runs from base 286 to 1323 and encodes 345 amino acids. Gene Ontology annotation, molecular function: protein-arginine N-methyltransferase activity. The record is from RefSeq and is a predicted model, not a curated record.